AACGCACGCUUCAACGAGGUGCUGGACCGAGAAAAUUUGCGUUCGCUCAUCAGCCGGCAGCUACCGAAGCAGGGCCGAUUCUUCGAAGAGUUCGACGGAAUGAUUCCACAAACAUGCCGGCACAAGGGCCGUAAAUUCGAGUGCGGACUAUCACUCUCCUGCGUACUCGGUGGUGGCAAACCGCUCGAUCUCUGCUCGGGUGGUAUGAUUUGGUCCUGCUGCAUCGAUCGCGACUUUGCACCGGAAAGUGAUCCCGAACAGGGUGCCGUCCACAAUGCUAGCUGCGGGGAGCUGUACACACGCACAAACCGUAUCGUUGGUGGUCACUCGAGCGGUUUCGGGACACAUCCUUGGCAGGCGGCACUCAUCAAAUCAGGCUUUCUUACGAAGAAGCUUAGUUGCGGUGGCGCAUUGGUAUCCAAUCGAUGGGUUGUCACUGCUGCCCAUUGCGUCGCAACGACCCCGAAUAGCAACCUCAAGGUGCGACUGGGAGAGUGGGAUGUUCGGGAUCAGGAAGAGCGUCUGACACAUGAGGAGUACUCGAUCGAACGGAAGGAAGUACAUCCAAACUACUCGCCGAGUGACUUCCGGAAUGAUAUAGCUUUGGUAAAACUUGAUCGUAAGGUUGUGUUCCGACAACACAUACUACCAGUCUGCUUACCACCCAAAACCGUGAAGCUGGUAGGGAAAAUGGCUACCGUUGCAGGCUGGGGACGAACACGGCAUGGCCAGAGCACAGUUCCAUCAGUGCUACAGGAAGUCGACGUGGAAGUGAUACCGAACGAACGAUGUCAACGAUGGUUCCGAGCGGCCGGGCGUCGUGAAACCAUUCACGAUGUGUUCCUGUGUGCCGGCUACAAGGAGGGAGGUCGGGAUAGUUGCCAGGGAGACUCCGGAGGGCCGCUCACACUUUCGAUCGAGGGACGAAAAACGCUAAUUGGACUUGUGUCGUGGGGUAUUGGGUGCGGCAGGGAGCAUCUGCCCGGUGUGUACACCAACAUCCAGAAGUUUGUACCCUGGAUCGAGAAGGUGAUGGGCAAGGAAUAUUAG
Molecule: messenger RNA, 1050 nt
Organism: Anopheles marshallii
Lineage: Eukaryota; Metazoa; Arthropoda; Insecta; Diptera; Culicidae
Product: serine proteinase stubble
Exons: 6
Coding region: 100-1050 (316 amino acids)
Biological process (GO): proteolysis
Molecular function (GO): serine-type endopeptidase activity
Source: RefSeq, a predicted model, not a curated record